Messenger RNA from Rhagoletis pomonella (apple maggot), 1167 nucleotides. RefSeq names its product 60S ribosomal protein L7-like. Bases 802 to 1155 code for a protein of 117 amino acids. Gene Ontology annotation, biological process: maturation of LSU-rRNA from tricistronic rRNA transcript (SSU-rRNA, 5.8S rRNA, LSU-rRNA). Gene Ontology annotation, molecular function: RNA binding; structural constituent of ribosome. The record is from RefSeq and is a predicted model, not a curated record. Lineage: Eukaryota; Metazoa; Arthropoda; Insecta; Diptera; Tephritidae. Gene Ontology annotation, cellular component: cytosolic large ribosomal subunit. The transcript has 2 exons.
UAUGUUGAGGCAACAAAGAAGGCGCAGUUUGAAAAUGAAAUUAUUAGUAUGAAGUAGCAGCGCAGGCACAUUUGGAAAAUUAUGCCGAAAAGCAAGAUGGAAUUUGGGAAAUGUUAUAAAUCGAGUGGCGUUAUUUAAGAUGUGCUCCAAACAUUUGGCGAAAUUUUAUUCAUCUUCUCAACGUGCUAAGUUACAAGUUAAGAUGACUGCCACCACGGCCGGUAAGAAGCCCGAAGCAAAGGGCAAACAACCUUCCAGCAAGCUGCCUUCUGUCUCCGAGUCGUAGCUGAAGUUCAGCAAGAAGCAGGUCAGCAAACGUGCUACCCUGAUUAAGCGUAAACUAAAGCGCUCUGCUGUGAUCACGCUCUGCAAACGUGAACACUUGGUUGAGAAAUAUCUAACAAAAUAUCUCCGUGAUGGACGCCGUGAGAAUAAGUUGCGCCGUCUGGCAAAGAAACGCGGCCCAUUCUACGUGCCUGCAAAAGACAAAUUGGCUUUUGUUAUCUGUAUCCGCGGUAUCAACAAAGUUUCACCAAAAGUCCGUAAAGUUUUAUGCCUGGGUUAUAAUGGAAGUAACGGAACGGAGUGAACUGUCACUUAAUUAUCUAUUGUAUGGGAAAUUAAUGCAAAUGGUUAUAAUGCACGUAACGUAACGUAAAACGGAACAAUCUAAAAUCAAUAGAUCCUUACGAAUUCGCCGCGAUUUGUUACGAUUCGCCCCGUCCAUUAUAACCAAGGCAUUACUGUUGUUCCGUUUUCGUCACAUUAACCACGGUUUGUUCAUCAAAUUGAACCAUUAAUAUGCUACGCAUUGCCGAACCCUAUAUAACAUGGGGUUAUCCAAAUCUUAAAUCAGUUCGUGAAUUGAUCUACAAACGUGGAAUUGUCAAGCACAACCAUCAACGUGUCUCAAUCUCUGACAACUUUGUGAUCGAACGCAAAUUGCGCAAAGCGCACGAUAUUCAGUGCGUUGUUAUUUGGCGCACGAAAUAUUCACUUUUGGAUCCCACUUCAAGAAAGCCUCCAACUUCCUCUGGCCAUUCAAGCUCAACACCAACCGGCGGCUGGCGCAAGAGCGCUAAUCACUACGUUGAGGUUGGUGAUUUCGGUAACGGUGAAGAUAAGAUCAACAAACUGCUGCGCAAGAUGGUUUAAAGAAAUUCUUUG